AUGGGAAAGGCUGCAUCAAAAUUGUCCAAAGACGACCUCAAAAGACUUCAAGAAAAUACAUACUUUGAUAAACGAGAACUCCAGCUGUGGUACAAAGGGUUUUUGAGAGAUUGUCCUAGUGGCCAACUAACUGAAGAGGAUUUUGCAAAGAUUUAUCAACAAUUUUUCCCCUUUGGCGACCCAAAAGACUAUUGUCAUUAUCUAUUUCUUCAAUUUGAUCAAGAUAAUUCCAACUUCAUCGACUUCAAAGAGUUCAUUUUAGCAUUUAGCAUUACCAGUCGUGGAAAGAUUGAGCAGAAAGUAACGUGGUCGUUUGAUUUCUAUGACUACAAUAAAACGGGGAAACUAAGAUAUAAUGACAUAGUACCAGUAAUAAGUGCAACGUACAAGAUGAUAGGUCCCAUGGCUGCAUUACCUCCAGAUGAGCUGACUCCCGAAUUAAGAGCAGAGAAAUGGUUUACGCUAUUGGGGAAAAACAAAGAUACAGAUGUAAUAACACUUGAUGAUUUUAAAAGGUUGGCUGAGAUUGAUCCGCUGAUUAAGGGUGCGUUGGCUGAGUAUCUGGAUUUAGUAUGA
This is a messenger RNA of Lodderomyces parapsilosis, 576 nucleotides long. RefSeq names its product frequenin. NCBI's taxonomy places the organism in Eukaryota, Fungi, Ascomycota, Pichiomycetes, Serinales, Debaryomycetaceae. Bases 1 to 576 code for a protein of 191 amino acids. The transcript has a single exon. Gene Ontology annotation, molecular function: calcium ion binding. The record is from RefSeq and is a predicted model, not a curated record. Gene Ontology annotation, cellular component: cytosol; membrane; intracellular membrane-bounded organelle.